AUGGAGAACAUCCUCUCUUUUCUAAAUAGAUCAUGGUCAGGCUUUGGAUCGGCAUUCUUGGAUACUGGCUGCAAUUACAUCUUUCUGAGUGGAGUGGGGUCUAUUCUUCUUUACCUAUGGUAUUUGAUAUUGAAACCAUUCUUCCCACUACCUUGGAAAAGUCAGGACAUCAAAAAGUGCCAGGGCAUAGCUAACAAAGGAAGGAGGAGGUCACUUAAAGGGUGUAGAACUACCCAGAGAAAAACACAGGAGCAGAGGAAACUGCUGUCUGUUGUGCAAAGCCCCCUAGGUGAGCUGUAUGAUUCCUCCAACUUUCCGCAACUACUAUUUCCAGAUCCCUUCUGUGGUGUGUGUAAUGGAGCAACUGCUAAGAUCAGUCGUCUGCUUUGUCAGGCCACCCUCCAAGAUGGUGCUGCCUCUAUAUCCAGUAUGGACUCCACAUUUUCUGCGACUGAGACAUCACUGACUUUAUCCCUUUCUCUCCCAGAAAAUGCUGUAGGAUAUUCAAUUUCAGACCCUACAUAUGAGCCUUCUCUGCAGUCUUCCUCCAUUAUUUUACCUCAUCAGAGUGUGCACCUGGAAGACAUACUUUCUGCCUCACCACUGGAUGACACUGUACUAUCAGAGUCUAUUCCUCCUGUGAAUGCCAAAUCCCUACUGGACCAUGAUUCUCUCCAUCCAUUUGCCUCUUUGCCUCUUCCACAAUAUGCCACUCAGGAAACAGAACUGCUUCUCCAACCAACAGCUAUUCUCUCUCUGGUAGGCAUUCCUGGGGAGCUUUUUACUGAUGUCCCAAUAAACAACAGCAUUUACAGUUCAAGUCAUGCAGUGUCAGAAUUUAUCCAGCAGCAGACUGAUACAGGCAACUCUUCCCAGUUGGAGCCAGCACACUCAGUUAACCAAGAGCUUCUUGAUCUCCAUUCUUCUGAAUCCUAUUUAUGGGGAAACACCACAACCUACCUCAAAUUGCCUGGAAACCUUCACUUUUCCAGUUUUGGUACUGUGGCACUACUUGAGACACAAGAUGGAAGGAAGGCUGAUUCACUUAAAACUUGGGGGAAAACCUCGGAGUUUGAUCAUCAGAACUUGGCAGUUUCCCAUCCUUUGGGGAGCAGCAAAGAGAGACUUCACAUACCCCAGCAGCUGUCUUAUUCCAAGACCUCUGAAGAUCAGCUAGAGGAUAAACACACCCAAUUCUUCUGUGGACUCCCUUCUCUACACAGUGAGUCCAUGAACUCUAUUGCUACUGUGUUGACUGAGAGUUCCCUGACCUCUAGAUGCUUCAACAGAUUCUCAGAUUCCCCAGUACUUACCCACCAUGCACCUCUGCCCUUGCCUGAAAGUCAGCUACAUAACUUGUCCCAAAGUCUGUCCCAAUCUCAGUCCCAACUUGUACCUCAAGUCAAUCCCCAGGUCCAGCUUCAACCCCCAAUUCUAGUGCUGUCACCGUCUCAUUCCCAACUCAGAAUCUGUGGGGUGUAUUUUCACAAUCCCCAGGAUGAGGCACAACUUCUUGAGCCAUCUGCAAUCCACUGUCUGGAAUACAACAUCUUGAAAAAGAAACAGGAAAGAGUAUGGGGUUUACUCACUGUAGUCAAAAAGUCCCAGCAAAAAUUUUGUCCCCCACCUCCCAAUCCCUCAUUGGUCAGUCAGCCCUCUAAGACCCAUGUUCCAAGGUCUAUCUCUUUUGAAAACUGUCUUAUCACCAGUGAGCUCCGGAAGAAAUUUGAGCACCACCUCCGAAAGAGGCUCAUCCUACAACGCUGGGGCCUGCCCAAGAGGAUCCGUGAGUCUUUGUUAUGGAAGAAUCCUCAGGCAGAACUUCCAGAGUCACCCUCAUCCAAAAGCAACUAUGGGCUUUCAUGGAUUCCUUUCUUUAAGCAACAGUGCAGGAAAGACCUACACAACAUUGUAUUGAGCCAACCUGGAAACUUCCCAGCAAAGCAAUUAGAGAAGAAACUGUUGAAAGCAAAGAGAUAUAGCCUAGAUACUGUUGAAAACCAGAAGACAUGGAGUAUCACUAAGGGCACUCUAGAUAAUAGCCUGCAGUCUGGCUGUGAGACAAACCUACAAUGCCACUCAGACAUUCUUUCAUGCAAACUCUCAGAGACCUCAGAGGUGAGCCAAUGUCAGAAAAAACUUGAAAUUUCUAUGAAAGAACAUUGGACCAUGCAUCUCAAUAAAACCAAUGAGAAUCAGAUAACUAGCACUAUGUCCAAAUCAAGGCAUGGCCCUUUCCCUUUUACCUCUUAUGUGAACAAGGAAGACCGCAAGGCCCAGAAGUCUUCUGAUAACAAGGAUGGGUAUAUAAAGACCAUAUCUACAGUGAAAAAGUCUGUCAUGCAACAGACAUCCUUUGACAACACCAGCCUGGAAGAGUAAAAGGGCAAUAGACAUAGCUCAGAUAUGCCCAGAAUGUUGGCUGAGGUCGACCCCGUGCCAUUGGGUAAGAGACUAAAUUCUGGCAAAACAGUCCAGUACCCUCAAGAAACAAAGAUGACUGGCAAAAAAGUAUUUGUAUCCAAUAAGGUUUGUAAGGGAGGGCAUCUCAGUAGUCUUCAACCAUGA
Apodemus sylvaticus (European woodmouse) is the source of this 2568-nucleotide messenger RNA. Its product is annotated as spermatogenesis-associated protein 31D4-like. The record is from RefSeq and is a predicted model, not a curated record. Lineage: Eukaryota; Metazoa; Chordata; Mammalia; Rodentia; Muridae.